CCAGGUCGUCUUGCACUGAUUGAGAGACAUGAGAAACAAGUGUUGAGGUUGAGUUGAUCGUGUGCAGUUGCUGGAGUUGUUGCAGCUUCUUGGCUUUGAUCUGCUGACGUCGUCAGCCUUGGUGUGGGAAUCCAUGUCAAGCAGGCACGGCACACAGGAUCACACCUUCCAUACCUUUCCUACCAGGUGCCAGGCCAGCCUUCCUCCCUGCCCCGCCUGAAUCUGCAUUUCCUCACUCCGUCUCUUCUUCUGGAGACGCUGGCGCUGGCGAACGACUUUGGCCUUACCAACUUCCAAGAAUUUGCUAGGUUGCUUGAAUUGACCUCUCUGUGGCCCUUGCCCCGUCCCGAACCGCACAUCCGAUCUGCAUCCAGUCACCUAGUCACCUAGUCACAAAGUACAGGUUCACGAUCUGACCACAUCCAUCACACACCUCCUGAAGCCCUUUCAGCGUUGACAGCAUGUCCAGGUAUCGACCUGACCCUCACUACUCCGAAGGUAGUCUUCCCUACCGAGAUCCUCCGCCUCAACGAUGGGACAGCGAUCGCUUCGCCCGCGAACGAGAUCUCCGCGGUCCGCCCGUCCUAGAUCGCCCUUAUGACUAUGGGUCUGCCCCUUCCCGUCGACCACCACUCUACGAGGAUGAGAGAUACUACGAGGACGAGCGUUAUGGAUCUCGCAAUCCUGUCGAACGCAAGCAAUACUACCAUGAAACCGAGUACUACGAUCCUCGUGCUCAGCGAGGUCAGAUGGUCCCCUAUAAUGCACGUCAUGAACCUCCUCCUCGCCCGGGUAUCCUCAGACGCCAGUCAAGUCUCGACACCUUUGAUCGCCAACCCGCUCGGCGUCCUUACGAAUACGAUGAGGGCUAUCGUCCUGCGAGACCAAUUCCACCACGAGAGUUGAUCCCCGUUCCUCUGCCGACUUCGCCUCCACAGAGGCAUCCCCGAUAUGAACAAUACUAUGACGACGUUCGCGUCCAAGAUCCGGACUACUACGGCGACGAUGGUUUCCGAGAGUAUCGUGAGAGGGAGUGGGUGUCUCGUAAGGCUAGAAAUAGCCCUUCGCCAGAGCGGCGGACUGUCAAAGAAGAAUUCAUUGAAGAAAAGAGGGAGGAGGUCAUCGAAGAGAAGCCAUAUCCGCGCCGCGGAAAGACUCGCAUGCCCAAGAGGUUGGUGAACACCAAGGUGUUGUUCGACCUGGGUUACCCUUUCUACGAGGAGGAUGAACGGACAAUUGUUAUCGAGAAAGCUUUGGGACCAGACAACAUUGACGAGAUCUUCACUUUGAGCAAAGAGUAUCGAGAAACCACGACCACGCGCUUGAUUGAGCCAGCUCCAGCCUCAGGUGCUCCGAGUAUACGUGCGCCAAGUCUGCGGGCCCCAAGCGUCCACGGUGGUGGCGGUAAUAUUGUCGAGGAAAAGAAAUAUGAAAAGGUGGAAGAAAUCAAGACAGUUCCUCUUGCCGAAGCUCCUCGAUCAGUUCGCGAGUGGGACGCACUAUCGGUACGAUCUCCAUCUCCAAAGGGUCACCGGUCACGGUCUCGUCGAAGAUCUCGUCGAGGAUCCUCUCCAGUCAUCAAGGAAACCAUUAUUGAGAAGGAGAAAUUGGUCCGAGAAGUCUCGCCCGCGCCGACCAAUCGCACCCGGAGGAGGGGUUCAUCUGUGAGCGACGAAUCAUUCAUCGAGCGCAAAAUCACGCGUGAAGUCGACUUUGAAGACUCGAACUCGGUCCACGUUGGCCCUCUGGCGCUGGUAGUCGACCGAAAGCCGGCUAGGACAGACUGGGAAAUUACGGAGGAAAUUCGACGCCUUGAAGUAGAACGAAAAUCUCUCAGACGCGAAAGACGCUCCGAACGUGGAGGGACAGAGAUUGUCAAGGUGGAACGGGUCCGGGAGAGAUCGCCCUCCCCUCGGGGUGCCGAGGUGAUUCUUGAACGGAGGGGCGAAGAAAUCCUCGAGGUCAGGAAGGAUCGCCGAGGUAGGAUGUCGCUCGUUGCGAAAUGAAUACCCUGAAACAAGAUUGAUCCUGAUGCGAUGUGGUUAGGUCGUGCACGGUCAGCCGCGCCCACUCCUGGCAUGAUCAGAGCCAUGAUGGCCACUUUGACUUGAGAACUUGCUCUGAUCAAGUGUCAAGCCCGUCUCACCUACGUGACGACAGACCGCACUCCCGAUGAAGAGCAGUGAAGGCCAUUUAUGAAUAAAAAGCGCAGAGGCUGCAGGUUGGUCUUGGUGGAUACGAAGGAUAUGUCGCGGCAGGAUUUGACUGCAGACCAGAUUAUGCAGAUGUGGGCGACGACGAACGAAUUUCAUAUGUUCUGAAUGGGGUGAUAGGUCGAUAUGUGACCAGGUCUUGUCUACCGAGACAUGAGAUAUAUACGAAUAUUUGUGAAUGAAGGAAGAGUGGUUUGUGGUCUAAGAUGAAUGGAGUAGAAUCAAUGCUGUCGAAUUUGUCUUUUCUUGGUGUCUGUUUGAAUACCACGAUUAGGGGCCGAUAUUACGUGCCAGGUAUUGUAGAUCGUGGCUACUUAGGUAUGGACCUGUUCAUGAAGUCUGCAGGGUCUGAUUAACAUUUUGAAUCCCA
Messenger RNA from Exophiala mesophila, 2583 nucleotides. RefSeq lists its product as hypothetical. NCBI's taxonomy places the organism in Eukaryota, Fungi, Ascomycota, Eurotiomycetes, Chaetothyriales, Herpotrichiellaceae. Bases 462 to 2006 code for a protein of 514 amino acids. The record is from RefSeq and is a predicted model, not a curated record. The transcript is spliced from 3 exons.